AGAAAGUAGGAAUAUUGGGCUAGAAUGAAGUCGGAUAGAUAGAAUAAAAUAAUUAACGACGAAUUUUCUUUGGAAAUUUGGCAAGCACAGCAAGUUAACAAAAAAAUCGGAAUAAAGGGAAGAACCCUAACGAAUACAAAUUCAAGACGAGGGAUUCUAAAUUGUUGCGAGAAGAACGAAGGCAGGGGAAGAAGAUGGUCCUGUACUUCAAAGCACGGCCAGAGGUCGGCGAUUACACCAUUUUCAUGGGAUUCGACAAGUUCGAGAACGAGGAACUCAUCAAAUACGGCUUCCCCGAAGACGUUUGGUUUCAUGUCGACAAAAUGUCUUCAGCCCAUGUUUAUGUAAGGCUGCACAAGGGUCAGACUUUCGAUAAUAUAAGUGAAGGAUUACUUGAGGAUUGUUGCCAGCUUGUCAAAGCAAAUUCCAUUCAAGGCAACAAGGUUAACAACAUUGAUGUUGUUUACACUCCCUGGUCAAACUUGAAGAAGACAGCUACAAUGGAUGUUGGUCAAGUUGGCUUUCACAAUUCAAAGAUGGUUCGUACAGUGAAAGUGGAGAAGCGGAUUAAUGAGGUGAUCAACAGACUGAACAAAACAAAAGUAGAAAGAACGCCCGAUUUGAGAGCCGAGAGGGAAGCUGUAAAUGCAGCAGAAAGGGCUGAGAGGAAGCUUCAACUCAGAGAUAAAAAACGACGGGAGGAGAUGGACAGGAUGGAAAAGGAGAGGCAGGCAGAGGUGAGGAGCUACAAGGGAUUGAUGGUGGCAGAGAAGAUGACAUCCAACAAGCAGAUCGCAUCGGAGAGCAAGUCUCUGCAGGAGAUGGAAGACGAUUUCAUGUGAGCCAAAACGAAGAUGUUGUACCAAAAUAUGGUUUAUGGCCCUUCCAUCGCCCCCCGUCAAGAGAAGUGGAAAGUAUCGUUCUGCCUCUGUAUGCCAGAGAGCCCCAAAGUCUAGCUCUCCUAUCAUUCUCGCUUCUGUGUUACCCAUCUUCUGUUAUUUUCAUUUGAGAACCCAAAGAAAAAGGUUAAAGAGUACUUCUGACUUCUGAGUGAGAAAAGGGAGGGAGACUGACCCUAACAUUUUGAAACUCUGGAGUGGGAGACCAUAAAAUUGUUUCAAAGUUAUUUGCUUGGUUUCUUUGGGACACAGCAGAAGCAUAACUUAGCAUGUCUCUGUAGUAAAUGGAAAUCUGGUCUAUAUUCUCCUUUUGGCUAAAUGCUCAAUGUGUUGCAAACCGAGAACGAACCCGAUUCGGUUCUCCUGGAUCAACCAAAAACCGAGAAUAGAC
This is a messenger RNA of Linum tenue, 1290 nucleotides long. Lineage: Eukaryota; Viridiplantae; Streptophyta; Magnoliopsida; Malpighiales; Linaceae. The record is from the annotation of a GenBank genome assembly.